AUACUUGAUAGUCGAAGACGAGAAUCGGCAAUAAAACCCUAAAUCCCAACCUGUCCUUUCUCGCUAAGACGACGAUCUUCAGAAUUCACAGAACUGCUUGGGCUUGACAGAUAAGGUCACCCGUCCAACUCGCCGGUAUUCAGAUGGCGAGGAAAAAGCAUAUGACUGUUAGUGAAUCUUCUCUGAAUGUUGAUCUGAAGUCUAUCAUCCAUGAGAAUUCCUUGUUCUUCGACAAGCUGGUUGAGCUUAUACCUGCAAGGUUCUAUCUGCCAACUGAUGACAAAGACAAGCCAUGGUUUGCAGGUCUUAGCAAGAAUGAAAAGGCUUUGGCCAAGAAGGAAUCAAGAGAGAACAUCAAGAAGGCUAGAAGAGAACGACUUGACCCAGAGAAGUCUUCUGCCUCAACUCUUGAUUUGCUAAAGCAAAACCUUGAAAAAGAGAAGUCAAAGGAUGAGAAUAAUGAAGAUGAAACUGAGAUUAAACCUGUGACAUCUGGUCUGGAAGAUAAUGAUCGAUCUGUGACAUAUGAAGAACUGCGGGAACGACUGCAUCGCAAAAUUGAAGAGCUUCGAGGUGGUAGAAAUAGUGGAAGCUCUGAUGGAAAAAAGAGGAAAAAUGAGACCAAAGAUAUUCGGCAAAGUAAACGGAAAAGGGACUCUGGGUCUGAUGAAAAGAAGCCUACAACUAGUGUCUCAGAGGACAAAAUGGAAAAGGAUGUGGAUGAAGCUGCAAAGGAACUCACAUUUAGCCGUAUUAAACUUGGAAAUGAAGAAGAGCAUGGAAGAAAGAAGAAGAAAUUUUCCAAGCUGAAGAAACUUGAAAAGGCGAAAAGCCUAGAAGCAGCAAAGAUGGAUCCAGAAAAGGGUGAGAUCGUCUCAAAGAAGCAUGCGUGGAAAGCAGCUACGAGCAGAGCUGCUGGAAUCAAGAUUCACGAUGAUCCAAAACUAUUGAAACAGAGCAUUAAGAAGGAGAAAAAGAAGCAUCAGAAGAAUGUUGGGAAGUGGAAAGAAAGAGUUGAAACCACUGAGAAGUUGAAAGCAGAGAAACAGAAAAAGAGAUCACACAAUAUUUCUGAGAGGAUUCAGGAGAAGAAAAUGCGGCGGAUUGCAAAGAGGGAGAAAAAGCUCAUGCGGCCAGGAUUUGAAGGCCGCAAGGAAGGUUUCAUCAAUGCAAGUUCAAACUAAAGGUCCCAUUUUAUAUGUUUGUGUUGACCUCUUGGUUUUUGCCUAAUGGCCUCAUGUUGUUUCCUCAGCUUUCAAUUAAUGUCCUUAAGAAUUAUGACUCUUGAAAUGCUUCCAUCUUUUAUCCUUCUUCUUGCCAAUUAGUGUUUUAGCUGCCAUUGCAAAUCGACUUUGUAGAAGUUUUGGUA
Molecule: messenger RNA, 1369 nt
Organism: Tripterygium wilfordii
Lineage: Eukaryota; Viridiplantae; Streptophyta; Magnoliopsida; Celastrales; Celastraceae
Product: surfeit locus protein 6 homolog
Exons: 2
Coding region: 144-1184 (346 amino acids)
Biological process (GO): ribosomal large subunit biogenesis; ribosomal small subunit biogenesis
Cellular component (GO): nucleolus
Molecular function (GO): DNA binding; RNA binding
Source: RefSeq, a predicted model, not a curated record